UAUCAAUGAGGCGCUCGAGCGUGUGUUUAUAGAAGCUCAGUGCGCUCGAGAGCACAUUCAACCUGCUACUGACUCCCAUCACAGAGACAGCGAGCGCGUUUCUCAGCAGGCGGACACUGUGUGAGGAUCUCGAUUUUUGGAUCUGAGUGCUGUAAACAGACCGGAGGCUGCUGGAGGUUCUCAGCAAAACUAUUGGGGAUGAAUCGCUGUACGGCCGCUUUGCUUUUGCUGGUUAUCGCUGUUUAUUCACUCAACACAGAGGCAUAUAAGUGCAGAUGCACGAGAAAAGGCCCGAAGAUCCGGUACAAAGAUGUACAAAAGCUGGAGAUCAAGCCUAAACAUCCAUACUGCCAAGAAAAGAUGAUAUUUGUCACCAUGGAGAAUGUGUCCCGUUUCAAAGGUCAGGAGUAUUGCCUGCACCCCAGACUCCAGAGCACUAAGAACCUUGUCAAGUGGUUCAAAAUCUGGAAGGACAAACACAGGGUGUAUGAGGCCUAAACGUUCAUCAUUAUGCACGAGGCUGAAAACAUUGCGGGAUGCACAGCACCACCAGUGAACUGUGGAUGACCAGAGGACCAAUUUUUUAAAGCAUGACUUAGCAUAUACCCAGACAAGCUUAUGAAGCACAUCAGUUAUAUUAAUGUGGAAUAAUUUAUAGUCAUACAAAAAUGUUUCCUAUACAAUGUAAUUAUGAGCCAAAUGUGCAGUUAUGGCAGAGAAAAGUCCCUGUGAAUCAGCACCAUCUGUAAGAAGCGAUCAUUACAUUUUUGCAACGUGUAAUGUUUUCUGAAGCAUCAGUUCUCGGUCUGAUUCAUUCUGUCGUGGCAUAUAAAGGGGUCCUGACACUUAUAUUUGGAUACUGUCUGGUUUGAAACUACUAUCCACAAGUGUCAAAGUAGAUCUUAGAGUUCUCACUGUUCAAAAGAACAGAAAUAUCGAGGAUGUGUAAAUAAUAUCUUCAAAGACUUUAUUGUGUACUAUGCCAACAUUCAGCUGGCUAAGUGUUUUUCCUCACAAUCAUUUUCAAAAAAUUGUUUCUCAUUGAUCUGCCCAAAAGUGCCGAACGAACUCAUUUUUUUUUUUUUCAC
Molecule: messenger RNA, 1088 nt
Organism: Sinocyclocheilus rhinocerous
Lineage: Eukaryota; Metazoa; Chordata; Actinopteri; Cypriniformes; Cyprinidae
Product: C-X-C motif chemokine 14-like
Exons: 4
Coding region: 199-498 (99 amino acids)
Biological process (GO): immune response
Cellular component (GO): extracellular region
Molecular function (GO): chemokine activity
Source: RefSeq, a predicted model, not a curated record